Molecule: messenger RNA, 1432 nt
Organism: Culicoides brevitarsis
Lineage: Eukaryota; Metazoa; Arthropoda; Insecta; Diptera; Ceratopogonidae
Gene: Adk3
Product: adenosine kinase
Exons: 4
Coding region: 93-1322 (409 amino acids)
Biological process (GO): purine ribonucleoside salvage; purine nucleobase metabolic process
Cellular component (GO): cytosol; nucleus
Molecular function (GO): adenosine kinase activity
Source: RefSeq, a predicted model, not a curated record
UUCACACGAAAGCAAUUUUCUCGUCGGGACGUCAGUGUUUCUUCGUAUUUCGUGAUAAGCAGAAGUUAAAAGUGCCCCGUUCGCGUUGGAAAAUGGCAAAUUUUGAGCAACAGAGUACUUGCAUCCGGCAUUUCAUUUCGUUCGGGAAUCCGCUAUUGGAUCACAGUUUUCGGCUGGAUAACGAGAUAAUUUUGCUGAAAUACGGCUUGAAGCGUGAGAUGCAAGACGAAAUGAGUACCGAGACGAUCAAAAACAUUAUUAAGGAUGCACACGAAAUGUAUCACGAACCAGAUUUGAAUGCGGGCGGCUCGGCACUGAAUACAUGCAAGAUAUUACGUCAGAUCGGGCACAAGGAGGGAUUAUUGUUUUGCGGGGCAAUUGGCGACGAUGACAACGGCAAAAUUAUCACAGAAUUGAUAAAUGAGUGUCGUGUCAGUUCUUGCAUGGAUAUUAAAACGGAUUACGCUACCGGAGUUUGUGUUUGCUUAAUUACGGGUGAUAAACGGAGCUUGCAUGCGAGUAUCGGAGCUGCUGGACAUUUUUCCCUCGGAUUGUUCGAAACUGACGACUGGAAGACCAAAAUCGAGGAAUACAACAAAUCCGAUGAGGUGUCUUUGUUUUACAUCGAAGGAUAUUUCAUCCCUGGGCGAGAAGAUGUCAUCAAAUUCAUCUUGAAUAAAUACAUUAAUCGUCAUGUCGCACAAGAAGAAAGUCCUGAAAAUGCCACAGACGAUGGAAAAUUAGAAAAAAUCGAAGAAAUCUCGGAAAAUCCUGAAGAAACUCCAAAAGUCGCAAACGGAGAUCAUGUUGAAGAAGUUCCAAAGCCCGUAAAAAUCAAUCCCCCGAGCAGUCCGACGGGCGUUCGAAACCUUUUUGCGACAAAUUUAAACGCUGCCUAUAUUGUGAAGGAAUUUUCUGAUACCGUAAAGCUCCUCGUUGAAUCCGCUGAUCUCAUUUUUGGAAAUCGCGAGGAAUUUGAAGCACUUGCCUCUAUUUACGAAGGCUGUCAAACGAUCCAAGAUGUCGUUCAGCACUUGAUGCGAAAGGAAUCUGAGCUGGAUCGUUUGAAGAUUUUCGUAAUUACCGAUGGAUCUGAUCCCGUUGCCGUUUAUUAUGGCACUGACAAUGAUUUCCGUUGGCAUCGGUAUCGGGUCCCAUUUAUGCCGUCGGAAAAGGUUGUUGAUACAACGGGAGCGGGAGAUUCGUUCAUCGCAGGGUUCUUGUACAAGUUUAUGAGUCGCGGGCUGUUGGCGGAUUGCGUGGCGAACGGAUGCGAAGUUGCGGGUCAAGUUGUGCAGAACAUUGGAUGCAAUCUUAGAUAAAUUUUUUAAAAAGGUUUUUGACGAAAUUUUUAGACACCUCAAUUUAGCACUGCUUUGUGAUUUUGACAUUCGAGUAGGAGUAGGAGAGAUAUGCUCAAGUUAAGCCUUAU